Molecule: messenger RNA, 2230 nt
Organism: Momordica charantia (bitter melon)
Lineage: Eukaryota; Viridiplantae; Streptophyta; Magnoliopsida; Cucurbitales; Cucurbitaceae
Product: O-fucosyltransferase 36
Biological process (GO): protein O-linked glycosylation via fucose
Molecular function (GO): peptide-O-fucosyltransferase activity
Source: RefSeq, a predicted model, not a curated record
GUUUAGCAUAGCAUGGUCGUGUCAUAAUUCUCAGAAUUUUAAAAAGCUUAUAACUUGGGGCGGCCCAAUGUUAGAAAGUUUGUUGAGGGGCGAUGGGAUGGCGUGUCAUUUUCGUUCACCGACGGAUGGUAUGAUAUUGCUUCAUUGUUGGGCUUUGCUUUUGCUUUAGUAUUAAACUUGGAUCUUUCUCGCAAAACCAGUCACAGUCACUGUGUUUGUUGGGAGAGUCCAAGGCGUCUUCGUGACUUUGAGUGAACAUUGUCCACCGAACUGUGUUGGAGAAGAAGAAGAAAGAAGCGAAGGUGGUAAUGGAUAGAUCUGAUUCGUCCUCGGACGAAGAAGACGAUCGCCGAAACCUUAUCGAAGAGAAUGGCACCAAGCGCGUCCCUUCUCCUCGCAGUCGCUCCAUAGCCUUCCAAAUUGACGAUGAUCGGGAUGUUCGGCCUCCCAUUCAGAGAUUUCGUUUCUCUGUACCCAAAUUUGCAUUUGACAAGAGGUACUACUACCUUUUAGCGGCCGCCAUGCCUCUAUUCAUUCUUGUUGUAUUUUUCUCUGCCGACAUCCGAAGUCUCUUCUCUACUAACUUCUCUUCCAAACUAAAAAGUUCCGAUUCCCUCGGUGACCGAAUGAGGGAAUCAGAAUUGAGAGCCUUGUAUUUGUUGAGGCAGCAACAACUGGGUUUUUUCGAUCUUUGGAAUCAUUCCUUGCUUGUUCAAUCUAACUCGAGUUUCAACUCGACCCCUACUAAUAAUUUGGGUUCAAAUUCAGCCUCAGGAACCCCAUUUACAGAAGAUCUCAAGUCUGCUAUAUUGAAGCAGAUUUCUUUGAACAAAGAGAUCCAAAAAGUUCUUUUGUCCCCCCAUCGGUCUGGGAACUUAUCAAUGGAAGUUGGUGAUGCUCAUACCAUGGGGAGCUUCGCCCUCGAUAGAUGUAGAAAGAUGGACCAGAAAUUUUCAGAUAGGCGAACAAUCGACUGGAAGCCUAAAUCGAACAAGUUUUUGUUCGCUAUAUGCACCUCGGGGCAAAUGUCGAACCAUUUGAUCUGCUUGGAGAAGCAUAUGUUCUUUGCUGCUAUUCUCAACAGGAUUCUAGUUAUUCCUAGUCACAAAGUUGAUUAUCAGUUCAGUAGGGUAAUUGACAUUGAUCAUAUUAAUGCAUGUUUGGGAAGAAAGGUCGUCGUAUCUUUUGAAGAGUUUUCUGAGAUUAAGAAGCACCACUUGCACAUAGAUCGGUUUAUCUGUUAUUUUUCAAAACCAGAUCCUUGUUUUAUGGACGAAGAACAUAUUAAAAAGUUGAAGAACUUGGGGGUCUCGAUGGGCAAACUUGAAUCUGCUUGGAAUGAAGAUACUAAGAAGCCCAGUAGAAGGACAGUUUCAGACAUCGAAUCCAAGUUCUCUUCCAAUGACGAUGUUGUAGCAGUAGGAGACAUUUUUUUUGCUAGCGUGGAGCAAGAGUGGGUGAAUCAACCUGGCGGCCCCAUCGCUCAUCAAUGCCAGACUUUGAUAGAACCAAGUCGUCUCAUUAAGCUGACUGCCCAGCGGUUUAUUCAAACGUUCUUGGGAAAGAAUUAUAUCGCACUCCAUUUCCGGCGAUAUGGUUUUUUAAAGUUCUGUAAUGCGAAGCUGCCAAGUUGCUUUUACCCCAUUCCUCAAGCAGCAGAGUGCAUAAUUCGAGUGGUUGAAAGGGUGAAUGUGCCAGUCAUUUAUCUUUCCACAGAUGCAGCAGAGAGUGAAUAUGGGUUGCUGCAGUCACUUCUUAUGUUGAAUGGGAAGAAUGUACCACUUGUUAGAAGGCCUCAUCGUAAUUCAGCUGAAAAAUGGGAUGCCUUGUUAUACAGGCAUGGAAUCGAGGGAGAUCCGCAGGUUGAAGCAAUGCUGGACAAGACAAUCUGUGCCAUGUCUAGCACGUUUAUUGGUGCAUCUGGGUCUACAUUCACAGAGGACAUUUUGCGGCUACGAAAGGACUGGGGCUCUGCAUCUCUGUGCGAUGAGUACCUUUGCCAGGGUGAGGAACCAAAUUUUAUUGCAGAAAAGGAAUGAUAUGUAGAGAUUCCAUGAGGUAUAUAAACUGCCACUCUGAUCCAUUUUGAGGCUUGAUCUGGAAUUUAGUUUACUGUAUGAUAUGGCACUUGAUGAAGUUUUCAUGAAUUCUUUUCCAUGUAUCAAGCCCUGAUUUUAAUAAUAUACUCACGGCUGUAAUUAGUGUAUAUAGAGGAACACUUUCUUUUGCA